ACAAAAAGCAAGGAAAAAGAAAAAAGACAGACAGAAGGGUGGUGGCUUAAAAUAGGGCGUGCCAAUGACUAUAUAACAAGUUUUCUGUCCAUCCCCUCUACUCAAAUCCUUCUCUUUGACUCUCUCGAUCCUUACAGGCUUUCAUCCAAUUUUGCCACUAUGUCAGACCUCACCAAAGCAUUAGCUAUGCUCCAGGCUACCUUUGACAAGUACGCUGGAAAAGAUGGAGACAGUAACACUUUAUCCAAAGCAGAACUCGCUGACCUGCUUCACAAAGAGCUUCCUUAUGGAGAAAGUAUUGACAAAGCUAAAGUGGAUAAUUUCUUCAGCUUGUUGGACAACGACAAAGAUGGUGUUGUUGAUUUCACUGAGUAUGUCACUUUUGUAACGGCCCUCGGUGUGAUGUGUAGGGGCAAGUAAAUACCCCAGUAACACAGCCAAAUCUAUGACAUUGUCAUGCCAUUAUUAUGUGUUCUGAGAAAGAAUGCAUAUAAACACAUGUAGAUUAAUCAUAAAUAGGUUAUUGUGUUGGCUUGAGGGAUUUGAAAUGUGCUUUGAGUGUGUAUCACUGACUUUGAAUGUCAGAAGUGACGAAUAAAGAAUGAAAAUGUUGUCAAACUCUU
Messenger RNA from Larimichthys crocea (large yellow croaker), 623 nucleotides. RefSeq names its product ictacalcin-like. Lineage: Eukaryota; Metazoa; Chordata; Actinopteri; Sciaenidae. The record is from RefSeq and is a predicted model, not a curated record. Gene Ontology annotation, cellular component: cytoplasm. The coding region runs from base 160 to 420 and encodes 86 amino acids. Gene Ontology annotation, molecular function: transition metal ion binding; calcium-dependent protein binding; calcium ion binding. The transcript has 3 exons.